Lachancea dasiensis is the source of this 486-nucleotide messenger RNA. NCBI's taxonomy places the organism in Eukaryota, Fungi, Ascomycota, Saccharomycetes, Saccharomycetales, Saccharomycetaceae. The record is from the annotation of a GenBank genome assembly.
AUGCUAGCAGGAAGAUUCGGAUUGAUAACCGCCCAAAAACGGGCGUUUUCAAGCAGCUUCCGGCUUUCAAAUAGUGCAAGUUCACCAAUAUUUGACCCAUCACAAUUGAAUCCUCUGAGUAAUGCCAGGAAGACGUCUGAAACAUCCGCGAAGCUUCAACUCAACAUUCCAGCAUCAGGUCAGCGGCUUACCGCUGCUUCUUUUGUCGCUUCUCCCAAGGAGGAUGCUUUGACGUCGAGAUUAACAGGCGUUCGCGCAGGAAGGACCGUCGAUGUCUACAAUGGUGAUACCGCCGGCGCAUUUAGACAAUUAAACUCCGUGGUUUUUGCCAAUAGAAUAGCACAGGAUAAGCGCAAUCAGCGGUUCCACGUCAAGCGCGGUAAGGCCAAGGAGAUGCGUGCUUCGCAGAAACAUCGCCGUGAGUUCAUGAAGGGUUUCAAAAGACUCAUCGAAGUGGUUAAGGAUGCUAAGCGCAAAGGUUACUAA